Messenger RNA from Salvia hispanica, 722 nucleotides. RefSeq names its product ribosome maturation factor. Lineage: Eukaryota; Viridiplantae; Streptophyta; Magnoliopsida; Lamiales; Lamiaceae. The record is from RefSeq and is a predicted model, not a curated record.
AGGUAUGAAAAAUUCAGAGAAUAAAUCCCAAUAACAAUUGUGAACCACCAAAACACAAAAACAAAAGCAGAGCAUCUCUCUCUCUCUCUCUCUCUCUCUAAAACAUGCAGAGGCAGUCACUGGGUUCUCCCUCGUCAAAGCUCGUGAAGGAUGAAUCCCAAUCUUCAUCAUCAUCUCUUGGAGAGGAAUGCCAGCAACAACAAGAAGAAGAGGAGCAGCUGAAAAAGCUCAAGCCCAAAACCCCCAUGCCUCAAGCCUACAUUCACCUCAUUCCUCUUCUCACCCUCCUCUGUUUCCUCAUUCUCUACCUCUCUUCCCACAACCCCUCUCUAAAUGAUUUGGCUGACUUCAAUAGCUUCAAUGCCAUUUCUGACCCUACUGAAAGCAUUUCGGAAUUGGAAGGAAUGAUGGAGAUUGAAAAAGGAGAUAUCUUGGCCAUACGGAGCUUGAAGAACUUGAAGCAGGAGGAGGCCAAGCACCGCCGCCUCCACCGCAAAAUCCCCCAUUUUUAGCCCCUUUUUUCUCCUCCUAACAAAUUUACAACAUUUGGUUUUCCUUCUUCUGUCGGUGGCAUCUUUCAAUUCUGGCCUCUUCCUCUCUCUUUUUCAUUUUUCAUUUUUUUUUUACUCCAUUUCUAAUGUGAAUUUGAUGGCCAUUUUUAACUAUUUGCACACGUGUAUUUAUUUAUGUGCAUAUCUAAUUCAUGAAUCGUGAUUCUUCUA